AUGGAUUUGCUAGGACAUACAGAAGAGAAGAGAAAAGUACCGGAUAUGUUGCAGAAGAUAUUGCAAUAUGAUGUACAGAUUACAAAAAAGCUUGUUGAAUUAUCUCAAAAUGUCACAGCAUUAAGGUCACUUCGGAUUCAUUCAAAGUUUUUAGAGGUAUCAUGCCAUGGAAUUGUUUGGUUGGCUGGAUGGCUUACUUUUAUUUGGUUGUUUAACAACAAAGAUCUAUAUCAGCUACAGGUUAACAUGUUAUUCGCUUUAAUAUUGGAUAUAGUAAUAAUAGCAGUAACCAAAGCUUUUGUGAGAAGACGUCGUCCUAUACCGAUGAGUAAGCUAAUACCGGGCAACCCUGACAAGUAUUCUUUUCCGUCGGGUCAUGCGAGUAGAGCUGCUAUGGUUGCUUUUAUCCUAAUUUACUGUGAUCCGAUCUCUAUGAUAUUCUUCCCUCCUCUAAUGGCAUGGGUUGGAGCUGUGGCUAUUUCAAGGGUGCUUGCCGAGAGGCACUAUAUUCUGGAUGUCUUAGCUGGGCUUGGUAUUGGUGUUCUAGAAGGUUUGAUUAUAUCGGUGGUAUGGUUCUCUCAAAGUACAGCAGCCGGUAUUCUAACUUCUUUGUCAGAUGAAAAAGUGGAUGGAGGGGAAUAUCAUGUUUGA
Molecule: messenger RNA, 651 nt
Organism: Danaus chrysippus (African queen)
Lineage: Eukaryota; Metazoa; Arthropoda; Insecta; Lepidoptera; Nymphalidae
Source: the annotation of a GenBank genome assembly